Messenger RNA from Amaranthus tricolor (Joseph's coat), 1982 nucleotides. Its product is annotated as serine/threonine-protein kinase SRK2E. Gene Ontology annotation, cellular component: nucleus. The record is from RefSeq and is a predicted model, not a curated record. The coding region runs from base 575 to 1669 and encodes 364 amino acids. Gene Ontology annotation, biological process: protein phosphorylation; intracellular signal transduction. NCBI's taxonomy places the organism in Eukaryota, Viridiplantae, Streptophyta, Magnoliopsida, Caryophyllales, Amaranthaceae. The transcript is spliced from 9 exons. Gene Ontology annotation, molecular function: protein serine/threonine kinase activity; ATP binding.
CUUGGUAGUAUUUUCUCUGACUCGAAAAUAAAAAUAAAAUUGGGUGGCAACAGCCAGCCUAACUUUUUCCAGCAGAGUUAAAUAUCAUCAGAUGAUCCACAGAGAAAAAAAAAACAGAGUCUUCAAAAGAGGAAAACUUUUUCAAUAGAUUCACGAGUGAAAAGAAAUCCCCACUUCUUUUUUCAUCUCUACCCUAAAACCCAUAAUUUAUUUCCUUGAAAUUUCUUCAAAAAAUCAAAAUUUGCAGGAAAAAAGAGGUGUACUGUACUGUUUGGUUCAUUGGUUGUAGUAAUUGAAUUGAGUAAGUGAACAUUUCACGGAUUAUUAACUUUAAUCCUUUAUCACACUUUGAGAUUCUGUCUCCAUCUUUAAAGAACAGAAGCCUAAAAAAAUUUCACGUGAAUUCAUAUCUUUGACACGUAACCCCACUAUUUCUACCAAAAGAUUUCAACUUUUUUUUGAUUUUUCAUGUACCCUUUUCCCAGUUUUGAUGAUUAUGAUGAUAGUUGAGAGUUUCAUCAAUUAGGUUUGAAGUGUUUGAAUUUGUGAAAUUUGAGGGGUGCGAAAGAAGAAGAUGGAUAGAAAUGCUGGAGCAGGAGGAGGUAUGAAUUCAGAUAUGCCUAUUAUGCAUAAUAGUGAUAGAUAUGAACUUGUUAAAGAUAUUGGGUCUGGUAAUUUUGGGGUUGCUAGAUUGAUGAGAGAUAAGACUACUAAUGAACUUGUUGCUGUCAAGUAUAUUGAGAGAGGUGAAAAGAUUGAUGAAAAUGUGCAGAGAGAAAUCAUUAAUCACAGGUCACUGAGGCAUCCCAACAUUGUCAGAUUCAAGGAGGUUAUAUUGACUCCAACACAUUUAGCUAUUGUUAUGGAAUAUGCAUCGGGUGGAGAACUGUUUGAACGCAUAUGUAAUGCAGGACGGUUCAGUGAGGAUGAGGCACGUUUCUUCUUUCAGCAAUUGAUAUCUGGAGUCAGCUACUGUCAUGCGAUGCAAGUUUGUCAUCGUGACUUGAAACUGGAGAACACAUUGCUUGAUGGAAGUCCAGUUCCUCGCUUGAAAAUUUGUGAUUUUGGGUACUCUAAGUCCUCAGUUCUGCAUUCUCAACCAAAAUCAACUGUUGGAACUCCUGCUUAUAUUGCGCCCGAGGUUUUACUCAAGAAAGAAUAUGAUGGCAAGAUAGCAGAUGUGUGGUCAUGCGGGGUAACGUUGUAUGUAAUGUUGGUUGGGGCUUACCCAUUCGAAGACCCCGAGGAACCUAAGAAUUUCCGGAAAACAAUACAUCGAAUUUUAAAUGUCCAAUACUCUAUUCCUGACUAUGUGCAUAUAUCUCCAGAAUGUCGCCAUCUACUCUCUAGGAUAUUUGUUGCUGAGCCGGAAAAGAGAAUUACCAUACCCGAGAUAAGGCAACAUGAAUGGUUUCUGAAGAACCUCCCUGCCGAUCUAAUGGAUGAAAAUGCACCAAAUAGUCAGUAUGAAGAGCCAGAUCAACCAAUGCAAAGCAUUGAUGAAAUAAUGCAGAUAAUUUCAGAGGCAACUAUACCUGCAGCUGGAUCCCAAAGUCUGAACAAGUACUUAACCGGAAGCUUGGAUAUCGAUGAUGAUAUGGAAGAAGAUCUAGAAUCUGAUCCCGAGCUUGACCUUGAUAGUAGCGGGGAGAUAGUAUACGCUGUCUGAAAAAGUAUCAUGCUUUUAGAAACGAUUGUAAUGAACCGAAGCUCAGCUGUAAACAAUUGAUGGGAUUUGGAGAGGGAGGACUAAACGAAAGCGCUAAGCUCUCUCUUCAUAUCAUAUGAUCUUUAUAUAACUUGUUUAACUUUGCAGUGUUGUAUUCAAACUCUUCAUACAAUGGGAUAUAAUAUUAUUUGACUGCUUGUGUUUUAAUUAGUUAAUCCCUCCAUUCCUGAAUAUUGUAAAAAGACAUCUGAUGCUCUUUGCCAUCAGACUACAUAUGUGAAUUUUUAGCCCGCUACUUUUCGUAGCACGAUCA